Molecule: messenger RNA, 603 nt
Organism: Seminavis robusta
Lineage: Eukaryota; Bacillariophyta; Bacillariophyceae; Naviculales; Naviculaceae
Source: the annotation of a GenBank genome assembly
AUGCAGCUCUGGCUACUACUGACAGCGUUACUAGUACUUUAUCCCUAUUCUGAUGCCAGUGACUGCUCUGACUGUGUCGAUCAAGGAUGCACCUUCUGCCAAAAGUACAAGGGUGAUUCUUGGGGCGCUGGACCCGGCGUUUGUGUCUGUGAGAGGUUGAACUAUGGCUUCUAUGACCAAAAUGCUGGCAAAGACUGCAGUGAAAUCUCAAUUGGGGCUUCCGAACUCAAGUCCAAGCCAGAUUGUGCCCUUGGAAAUCAAAAUGGAGAGGGCCUUACCGCAUUGUUUGUGGUUGCGGGGCUUUUCUUUGUGGCUGUUAUUGGACACUACGUUUACAAACGAACAAAAAGCAAGCCACCAGCCUAUGAACGUGACAGGUAUACACCAUCCCACAACAGUGAGCCCAUCGCGUCAGCUCCGCCCACAAGCAGUGUCCUUCCCGUGGUUCAUGUUCAACCUACGGCUCCUCCAGCAGUUCACCCUACGGCUCCUCCGGAAGAAUCCAACCAACCAGCCAUGGCGGCAGCGAUUCCUAUCGAAGAACACAGUUUGCGUGCUCAGACGGCCAUGACAGUGAGUGCAAGGCCAGUUCCGUACCGGUAG